Messenger RNA from Cataglyphis hispanica, 4287 nucleotides. Its product is annotated as zinc finger protein 474-like. The transcript is spliced from 10 exons. Bases 2335 to 4287 code for a protein of 650 amino acids. Lineage: Eukaryota; Metazoa; Arthropoda; Insecta; Hymenoptera; Formicidae. The record is from RefSeq and is a predicted model, not a curated record.
AUAAGUAAGGCUGUGUCUAGUACUUACACUACAAAAUUGUUGGAGAAAUUGGAAAAGCAACGAGAGAAACAGAUCGAGGAACGAAAAAGGCAUAAAAGGUUAAUGAAAGCGAGGGAAACGCCAGAGGAGAAGCAUUUAUGUCGUCUCAAAAAGAAGCAAGCCAAGGAAUGCAAACGUAAGGAGAGAAUGGGCUGGGAUAAUGACUAUUUAUACUAUACGGAUAAUCCAUUUGGGGAUGGCAACAUUCUCUCCAUCUUUGUAUGGUCAAAAAAAUUGAGGAAAGAAGGUUUGCUUGGUGUCGAUAGACAAGAAUUGGAGAUGCGUAACAGGUAGAAGCAGGAGGAGAAUAAGAGAGAAUUGGAGAAGGUCAAGAAGAGGAGGCAAGAGAGAGAAUUGGAGCGACAAGAGAGGAGGAAAUGAUCAUGUUGCAGAGAGGCAAGCUGGCUGCUCAAUUAGAGCAAUUGGCUCGGCAGGAAGAUCAAUUUCACCUCGAGCAAGCUAGAUUGAGAUCUUGCAAUUAGAAUUCAGGAUGGUUGUGCAAAACCUAUCGAUCUUCUUGCUAAAUACAUCAGCGAGGAGCAAGAGGUUGAUGCAGUAGAAAUACACGAGCCAUACAUGUACUUGCGAGGUUUACAAGUGAAAGAUCUGGAUCUUAUAGAGGAUAUAAAGGAAUUGGAGAAGGGCAACAAUUUGGAUUACUACGAUAUAACUAAAAUGAUAUAACGGUGAUUGUGGAAGAUGAAUUGCAUAAGCUUAGAAAACUGAAAAGAACGGAUUAUAAAGUUGCUGUUGGUAGAAGAGAAGGAAUUCAUGAUGAAUCAGUUGCCAAAGAUGUUAUGACUAUCUUUAAGGCAAAACUGCAACACAGGAAGCUUUACAGUUACAUAUUCAAGCAAAAAUUGGGAAAGCCAGAAGGCGUCGAUAUCGGAUACUGGAAAAGCUUAUUGUCGCAAUUGAAAGACACCUUGCGCCGAUAAUAAGGACUUUGUUAUUUUGCGAUUUCACGCGGCCCACCUUAUGAGGACAUCGCGUUCAAGAUCGUUAACCGGGAAUGGGAGUAUUCGUAUAAGCGCGGAUUCAGAUGUCAAUUUCACAACAACAUCUUUCAGCUAUGGUUUCAUUUUAAGAGAUAUAGAUAUCGCCGUUAAUGUAAAAUAUAUGUAUCAUUAUUUAAUAUUCUUAUAUCAUUUAAUUUUAGAUGAAAACUUCUGUAUAUAUUGUAUCUUCUUAAUUAUAACACGUACAACGCUACGAUCAGAUUUUUUAAUUUUGUAUUUAUAUAAAAAAAGAUAAAUAUGGAAAAGAUUGCUAGGAAUAUAGCGAGGAUGUUUUUUGCUUAAUGGAAGCGAUUAUACAUUAUUGUUUUAUGGCAGAGCGCGCGGUUCUCUUCGUGAUUUCUAUGUAUUUUUAUCGUUCGCUCGGGAAUGACUUUCUGCGCGAUGACGAGAACGCACACCCGAGCGCGAUGUAUAGCCGUUUUAAACGGUGGUUGUUGGAUCGAUUUUCUUUCUGCCACCUGUAUACUGUCACACAGUCGACUGCACACUCAUACGUAUAGAAAAGUAAAAGCCGUGCAAAUGCUAAUGGCAAGGUAAAGCCUCGCCUCGCAGUACGCCGCGUAAUUCGACAGCGAGGAGCUGCGCGUCAACGGAGGAAUUUGUGACUUCCGCUUUAUGUUCACGCACAAUUAGAAUACAUGAUCGGUACUUGGUGCGUGGAUGAUAACGCGAACAUUGUUCACAUAUCCGUGUGUGCGAUAAAACAAAAAAAGAACGUUCUUGCAUUUAUAACGCGAGUGGUGUAAAAUAAUUAAUUACUUCAAUGUUAAAUUAAUUAUAAUUAUUAAUAUGGAUUAUUGUGUCAUUUCGAUAAAUUUUAGAAAUUGUAAUACGAAAACGCAUGCUUAUCGCCCGUGUUCAUCGGAUGGAAAAAUACUAUACAUUUGUGACGUCAAGUCCAUCGUGUAAUUCAGAUUCGAAGAGAAAUGACACUCGUUUGCGUGGAGAAGCGAAAGAUCGUUCGAGCAGAAUUUAGCGGGCAUCGUUUUGGGAAAUGUUUUCUUUCCAACGCAAAAGCUUUCUGAAACAUAGGUUGCUGAUGAGAUAAAUUCUGUGAUAAAAUAAAUGACUUCUGAACGAUGAAAUUAAAAGGGACAUUGAUUAAUAAAUUCUUUAAUUGGUUUUAUCAGUCAUAAAUCAAUGUAAAAGUGUUGGUAAAAUUCGAUGGAGAAGAAAAUUUGUCGUGACGGGAAAUGUGAUAAUGCUCGCUUUGCGACACGAACAGCGUGCGAAUAACUCUGACAUCUGCGAUUUGUAAGAUCACAUAAUCAAUAAAAUGAAGUGGAAGAAAGGACCAUGCGAGUUUCUGUCGGAGAAAACGUUUCUUAUAAUAAAAGAUGAUUUGAAAGGUGCAAUCAAGAGAACGGACGGGAGGAUAACUGCGAGAAAUGCAGCGGACACCGGCACCUGGCCGCCCAAGAUGAAGCGCGUGAACGCGGAAGAACCGGAGAGGCCUAAGACGGCAAAUCUCUCGCGGCCGAACGUGCUGGAUCCCGCGCUUGUGGACAAGCUCGAUAUGUCACUGCUCAGUAAGGAGUUGCUGUGCGACUCAAUGUCGCGGUUCCAUCAACCGGCCGCGAACAUCGACAACUCGAUCAGCAGGGACACGACGACGUCAUCUUCAUCGUCGUUAUCAUCGUUGUUACUUGUGCCAUCGUCGCCAUCGGCGACACGACGCCGCAGGAGCGCCGCCGCCGUCGCUGCCACGACCACCACUUGGUUGUCCCACACCGAAGACGUUCCUCCAGUGACGCGUCAUCAGCGACGGAGUUUCGAGCAGAUUCGCGAACCACGGAUCGUGACAGAUUAUCAGAUGGAGGAGAUCGACCGAUUAAGAUCGCCUACUGGAAACCAAAAGAUUACGUUACCCAUAGGCACCGUGGCACAGAACCCCGAUGUCAAGAAACUCGACGAUAAUAAUAAUAGAAACGGCUCUCUCAAAGUGCUAUCCACGGUGAAGAAGAAGAAGAACUCGCGGGCUGGUCUGCCAAGUGAUCUGGAAAUCUUCACCGCCGCCGCGUCGUCGAUGAAAAGUGCUCCGGAACCCUGCAAGACUUGCGGACGUCCGGAUCAGCCGGAGAGAUUUCACAGUCAUCCGAAGGGAAGUCAGGCCAAGAUCAAAAACAUCCCAACAUCGACGUCGACGAUGAAGGCAAAGUUUGCAGUACCGUCGGUGCCUAAGUCUAUCCAGAAGCCGGUAGCGUUGAACUUUCGCAGCGAUCGGAACAGAAACAAGCCUGAUGGGGUCGAGACGAAACCGGCCGCUUCUCAGGAUUGUCCUUCCCAGGAUUCGAGCCAGCAAGUCAAAUCGUCGUCCGCAUCGAUGAAACGGGGUCCCAAGACGGUCACGUGCUACAUCUGCGAUCGGGAAUUCGGCACCGCCAGUUUCCCCAUACACGUACCCAAGUGCAUGGAGAAGUGGGAACGCGAGAAUAAUUCACUGCCUCCGUCUCAAAGACGACCCAGACCACAAAGAUCUGUGGUCGGUGUCGAACACAGCGAUUGGAAUGCAUCCGCAUGGGAACAGAGUCAGCAGCAAUUAGUUCCAUGCGCAAAGUGCGGAAGAACAUUUUUACCAGAACGCCUGCCGAUCCAUGAGAGAAGUUGCAAGGCUGCUCCAAAGAACAACGAACGAUUGGCCACACCGGCGAACGGGCGCAAUCUUAUGCCACCAACUGUUCCUUGUCGGGUUUGUGGGCGAAAUUUCGGCACCAGAAGCAUUAAGAUCCAUGAGCCUCAGUGCAGUAGACGAUGGCAGCAAAUGCAAAACGAUUUGGCGAACGAGCAGAAAGAUCAGCUGACCCUUCAGAGCCAAAAAUCAGCCAAAAACCAGGAAGAUUCACCAUCGAUGUAUCCGGAUUUAUCGCAAAAAAGGACCAUCACAUGUUACAUUUGUGGUAGAGAUUUCGGAUCCUCCAGUAUCGCCAUUCACGAGCCGCAAUGCUUGAAGAAAUGGCACGUCGAGAAUGACAAACUGUCACCCGCCCGAAGAAGAAAAGAGCCGCAAAAACCUGAUGUCAUAUACACACAUACGAUACAAUCGGCAAUGACAACUUUACUGUUCGCAGAAGAUUCCCGCACGGGAAACAUGGUAGUUGAUCAGGCGGCUACGGCAGAGGCCAAUUGGAUGACGCAUUUGAGCCAGCUGGUGCCGUGUAAGCGUUGUGGAAGAACCUUUAAUCCAGAUCGAGUGAACAUUCACGAGAAUAGCUGUAAAGGAAAUCGUUGA